Aureococcus anophagefferens is the source of this 426-nucleotide messenger RNA. RefSeq lists its product as hypothetical. The record is from RefSeq and is a predicted model, not a curated record. Bases 1 to 426 code for a protein of 141 amino acids. The transcript has a single exon. Lineage: Eukaryota; Pelagophyceae; Pelagomonadales; Pelagomonadaceae.
AUGUUCGUCGUCCCGGAGCCGGCCGCCGCGCCGCCGCCGCCGCCGGAGCCGGCGGCGCCGCCGCCGCCGAGGCCGCCGCCGGCGCCCGUGCCGCGGCGGCUCCAGCCGCGCGUCGCGAUGACGACGUUCUCGAAGCGAGCGACCGCGGUCAUGCGGCCCAAGUGGUCCGUCGCGGGCGCGCGGCCGGCCGCCGCGAAACGGCCGGCGAUCGCGGCGCGGUGGUCCGUGUCGGCGCCGCCGCCCGCCGCGGCGGCGGCGCGUCCCGCGGCGGCGCCGAAGAAGCGGCCCGCGCCGGCGCCGCGCGCCGCGCCGAGCAAGCGGCCCGCGCUGCCCGCGUGCCUCGCGCCGCCGCCGAAGCCGAAGCCGCCGCCCGACGUGACCAUGGGCACGCUCUUCGGCGACGAGUCGGACGACGACGACGGGUAA